CUGGCGAAGGACUGUCGUGGCGGGAUUGAUUCGGGGCUUUGCACCCACGGUGUAGAGUGCGGAGGGAAAGGGUGAGCAGGAGGAGUGGGGGUGGGAAGGGUUGGCGGUACUUGCGCCAGCUAGAGGCUAGAGCGCGGAGCGCGCAGUUCAGAGAGGGAAAGAGAGAGAGGAGUCAAGUAAGCCUGCACUCAGUGACCAACGCACUCCAUACCCUGCCCUGCUGUUAAUUAAACGGCGAGGAGAGAAGGGCCAGCGGAGAAUUCCCCGCGGCCACCGGUGCGCCUUGUUGGAGUGACACCGACAACAGUCGAGAAAUCCCGCUCGGAAAGGGAGAGAGGAACUCGCAGGCGGCGGAAUGAGCGCUGACAGCUAACGCCCGGAGCAGAUCGGGACUUCAUGAGUGGGAAGUGGAGCAGUGGUUGGAGACAACGCGGGAAGCCGAGGGGUAGACCACGGCCAGUGUAACUUCAUUUAUUCAUCGAGUGAAAAAAACGAGAGAGAUACUACUGCAAUGAACAAACUAGGCUUCUGUAAGGCCACCUUGGGACUGUGGCUUGUCUGUAGUCUGUUCCUGGGAAGCGCCGAGGGGAAUUUUGCCGAUCACCACGUUCAUUCCAGCUUCAUUUACAGGCGCCUGCGGAACCACGAGAGGAGGGAGAUUCAGAGGGAGAUACUCUCCAUCCUGGGGCUUCCUCACCGCCCCCGGCCCUUCUCGGUGGGGAAGCACAGCUCGUCCGCGCCGCUCUUCAUGCUGGAUCUGUACAAUGCGAUGUCCAGCGAGCAAGAGGCGGAGCGAGGAGCGGCCAGGAGUGCCGUGCCUUACCGCGCCGCUCUCGCCACACAGAGCCCAUCGCUCGCCAGCCCGCACGACACCAACUUCCUCAACGACGCUGACAUGGUCAUGAGCUUCGUGAAUCUAGGCAUUCACAGUAGAACAAAGAAAUACAAUAGAAUCAAUGGAAAACACAAACAAGGACUGACAAGCUACCAAGUUGAAAGAGACAAGUACUUCUCUCACCAACGAAGACACUACAAGGAAUUCCGAUUUGAUCUCACACAAAUUCCUGAAGGCGAGGCAGUUACAGCAGCAGAAUUCCGCAUUUACAAAGACCGAAGCAACAGCAGAUAUGAAAAUGAUACCUUCAGGAUUACCAUAUACCAGGUUAUUAAAGAAUAUACUAAAAGGGACGCCGACCUCUUCCUGUUGGACAGCAAAAAAAUUCGAGCAUCAGAGGGUGGAUGGCUUGUGUUCGACAUCACAGCUACCAGCAAUCACUGGGUACUGAACCCACAACAUAACCUGGGCUUGCAGCUUUGUGUGGAAAUAAUGGAUGGUCGGACUAUUAACAUUAGAUCAGCUGGCCUAAUAGGAAGACAUGGACCACAGUCCAAGCAGCCCUUCAUGGUGGCCUUUUUCAAAGCCAGUGAGGUACUGCUCCGUUCUGUCAGGGCUGCCAACAGCAAACGCAAAAACCAAAAUCGUAACAAGUCCAGCGGCUCUCAAGAUUCCUCAAGAUUAUCCGGCCCUGGAGAUUACAACACCAGUGAGCAGAAACAAGCAUGCAAGAAGCAUGAACUCUACGUCAGCUUCCGGGACCUGGGAUGGCAGGACUGGAUCAUAGCUCCAGAAGGAUAUGCUGCGUUUUACUGCGAUGGCGAAUGCUCCUUUCCACUCAAUGCGCACAUGAAUGCUACAAACCAUGCAAUUGUCCAAACACUGGUUCAUUUGAUGUUCCCUGACAACGUCCCCAAACCUUGCUGUGCACCAACCAAGCUAAAUGCAAUCUCUGUGCUGUACUUUGAUGACAGUUCAAAUGUUAUAUUGAAGAAAUAUCGAAACAUGGUGGUAAGAUCUUGCGGAUGCCACUAACAUAAAUUCAAGUGGAAUGAAGAUCCAAUUAAAAAUUCAGUCCUUAAACCAAAUGACUCCAAAUUGGGUUUGAAGGUGCUUAAUGUACAGUAUUGUGUAUAUAGUACUUACUGUGCUUAUAAUUUAUUUCUUUCAAUUAAACUACAGGAAAAUUAAACAGGUGUCCUCAGUCCCUUCUGGUAGUGCACAAGACAACUGUGGUCGACUAAGUAUUUAUUCAGUAGAGCUGAGAACUGGUACAAUUUUAGGCAAAGCUUUUCUCUAUGGUACAAACAUUGCAAAGGUGGUAAAUAGUUUAACUUAUCUGAUUUCCUGCUAUAUAUAUUUUUAUUAAACAGAGGGAUUUAAAAAUAUUUUUACAUCAUCUCUUUCUUAAUAUGUACCACAUGUAAUAUUAGAGGUAAAAAUGUUGUGUAAUAAUUGCCCUAUUCAUAAUGUACUGUAUAUCUACAAACUUGAUGAACAUUAUUUGAAGUAUGCUACAAUUCCUUUGGAGACUUUCAAUUUUCAAAUGUGUUCCAAUUAGUUAUUUGCAUCUAUUCAGUCCAGCAGUUCAAAAUAUUAACACCUCUUUAUCAAAAUACUACAACAAAAUAAAAAUUAAUUUUUACAAGAGAUGGCUGCGCAUGUUGGGAUUUGGGCUUAACGAAUCUGCCCCGUUGACAAUGUAAUUUUACAGCAAGGUCCGUUGAUCGGGCACACUCAGAAUUUCCGGACUAUUCCAAGUUCUACACAGACACACCAUAAAUUUACUUUUUAUAAGAUAUUACAACGUAGAAUAACACAUUUUCCAACAAAACUGGUAAGUUUAAAGGGAGCGACACACAGUCCAGGCAUGCUGCUGAGUUCCUCCAGCAUUUUGUGUGUGUUGUUUGGAUUUCCAACAUCUGCAGAUUUUCUUGUCUUGCGUUUAAAGGAAGCACAGGGAACGGGAUUCUGGUGAAUCAAAAGGGAUUGGCAUCCCGGUGUGUCUAAAGGAAACGGGAUCCCGGUGUGUCUAAAGGGAACGGGAUCCCAGUGAGUUUAAAGGGAACUGGAUCCCGGCGAAUCUAAAGGGAACUGAUCCCGGCGAAUCUAAAGGGAACGGGUUCCCGGCGUGUCUAAGGGGAACGGGAUCCCGGUGUGUCUAAAGGGAAUGGAAUCCCGGUGAGUUUAAAGGGAGUACAUGUGUACACAUUUGGUCAGAGAUGGGU
Molecule: messenger RNA, 3063 nt
Organism: Mobula hypostoma (lesser devil ray)
Lineage: Eukaryota; Metazoa; Chordata; Chondrichthyes; Myliobatiformes; Myliobatidae
Gene: bmp5
Product: bone morphogenetic protein 5
Exons: 8
Coding region: 512-1870 (452 amino acids)
Cellular component (GO): extracellular region
Molecular function (GO): cytokine activity; growth factor activity
Source: RefSeq, a predicted model, not a curated record